GGCUGCUCCAGAUGUUCUACGUGAUGUCAAUCACUCCCAGAAGAAACACUGAACCGCAGGGACUACACAAGGUCUGGCUCUCCUUUUGUUUUCGUACAUCUCUCGCUUGAAACGCGUUUUCUAGGAAAAUGCUGCACUUUUUAAUGUGAAUUAGAAAGGAUGUAGUUGAUUAUCUUUGUACCAACUGAAUAUGGCGUUACUGAAGUGUUUUGAUUCGGUGCAACUUCAACCGGGCGGAGUUAACACAGAUGCUUUCUUCGUACUACCAAAUGAGUGGCAUCAUUUUAUUACUCUCCUGUGAUGAUGCUUUGUAGUAACAGCUUUGAUAUUCUGGCUUUGAAACUAUCUUUUGUACGGACGGGUCGAAGUCUAACUCUUUUGAGCACGCCUGUAACUUAAGCCUGACGUUACGUGUGUAAUUUAAUAGUUUCAGGUUUUUGGAGGGUAUUUUGUUUCUCUUGGCCUUUGCUGUAAACAAACAAAAAAGCAUACCUGUCAUUCCACCUAAGACAAAAACUGUUUUUAAAAAAUUAAUUUCUGUAAAAUAUCACAAAUGCUUAACUAGCACCCAGUGACUAUUGAUUUCUUUCAGCCUUCUGCCUGAACUUCAGCAUGAGUAAAGGUUUCAACAUUGUGAUGCACAUCAAGGAUCUGUGACCAGGCCCAUGAAUGUGCUUUUUAUCAUUGCAGACUACUGUGUUGGCUGUGUAAUGGAUCUUUUACAUAUUUUGCUAAGGGUUAGAUUGUUUCAUCCUUACUUUAAAAUGCAAAUCAUGUCCAAAAUAAUCUACAGCAGAAGGUCACAUACAUAAUAACUUUUUAUGACUGCUAAUUUCAGAUGAAAUAUUAAGAUACAGCAUGUCUCAUGUCAUUCUAUACAAUUUUAAGAAUUAUAUAGUUAAUGCGUCUGUCAAAAAUUGCAAAUUUACAAUAGUUCUUCCAGGUACACGUCCACAUUUUGUGUAACAGACAUUCACAAUGUCACCCUCUAGUGUGAAUAUGACAUUCUACAAAGUUUUUCACGAUAAACAAGUCUGUUCACAAGUUUUGCAUCAUUUUCAAAGGAAGCCCCAGCUAUCAAACCUUCUUCUUAAUGGGUAUAAAUGGUUACUUAAGCUGUCUUUAAGCCCAGAAAUAUACAGUUAUAUUAUUUCAUGAAAGUGUUUUGAUUAUCAGAGCUAUUGUGGAUCACUAGCAUACAGUGUCUCUUUCCACCACCCCUAAUGUCAUGUCAUUCUGAAAGGUAGAAUGAAGGGCCAUGGCCUUGAGUUUUUCACUGGCAGAACACCCUGUAUGGAAGGGUGCCACUGUAAAGGGAAGUUCAUAUUUUGAAUGGUCAGAAUUAAGGUUAUGGUACUGUAUCAUUUUCUAAAAUAUUAAUUCAUGUACUACUGACUUUCCUUUGACUUAAUGUCUGCAAAUUCCAGUUUAAAGUGUGAACAUUCCUCCUAAUAAUAAGAUACCUAAAAAAAGAAAAAUCGUUAAUAUUUUGGCUUUGUUGUUCAUCAGUGGGUUUAAAAUAUAAACUGUAUCAGAGGUGUGAAAUUAGCUGUUACCUGUGUGUUUUAUGAUAUCAACACUGCAUUUAAGUUUGUUUGUAUAGCCUCUUAUGUGAGGUAACAUUAGAAAAUGUGUUUAGUCAUAUUACACACUGAAACUCAAAUAAAAAGUCCUCAUCUUUACUUCUUAGCUUUCAAACUGAGAUAAAAUCCAGAGCUGCUUUUACUGGUUUUGCUGGUUACUGGUACCAUCCAUUAGCAGCUUUUGGCUCGAAAUUCUUGCACUGUCACUCAUUUAAGUUAUAGGUUACAAAGCCCAGUAGGUAGAUGAAGAUUGAUUGAUUGAUAUCUAUACUAAUAUUGACUUUAUUCAUAUCUUUUUCUGUCUGGUGUCUCUUUCCCUAUAAGAUGUCUGCUGUGCUCUACUCUGCCAGUGCAAAUAAUGCAAGUCUUCAGGGCACCACAGUCGGGGGAACCAAACCUUUACACCGCUUCAUUAAGGGACAACCUAAGAUUAUUGGUGUAAGGCACACAAAUGCACAAACAACCAUGUUCCAUUAUGACAUAUUUUACAUAAUUAAAAAAUCACAUUUAUACACACCUAAUGCUCUCAGUAUUUUGCCUUUCAGGUUGUAGUGCUGGUUGUGGGCGCCUCUUUCUUCAUCCUUUCUGUGGCAAUAGCCAAUCCCAUGAUACAUAACAUAUGGAUGACUAUCCCUCUUGGCAUCCUGCUUGGAUUACUGGUUGGUAGUACUGCAGAUCAGAGUGGUUUAUUGACUUUUAGUUUUGGUAAUUAUUUAUUCAUAAAAUGAAAAAGUUAAAAACCUAAGAAACAAGCAACAAUCCAAUAUAUGGCUUUUGAGCUUUUUCCUCUCUUUCUCCUGCAGUUCAUGAUAUGUGGGAUUCUGUUUAUUUUGACUGAACACAACACAACCAAGAAAACAGUAAGUAACAGUAAGCCACAAUAUUUUCCAGCAAUAGAAAUCAAAUAAAAAAAAACAACUUCAUUAACAAAGAACAAUUUGUUACUUUAUCUAUUAUUGACACAAAUGUGGACCGUACAUUGAAAAUGUCUGACAACAUUUUGAAGUUUCUGUUGCUGCCUUAUGUUUGUCCAUUUGUGUCCACAUACAGGUAACCAUAUCAUUGGCUCUGAGUAUUGUGACAAUACUGUGGACAGGUUGGACUAUCCUGCACUUUGUGCCCGACAUAGUACACAGCCAACACCACAGAUAUUAUGAAUACUUUGAAGAAAACAGCACAGACAAUGAAGAGACUGCAUGGCGCACCUAUUACGAGGUUAGUAUGAUUAUUGUUUUAAAUGGUUAAUAAAAGAUUUAAGAUUAAAUCAAAUAAAUUAAUUCUAAAUGGAUAGAGUUAAAUUGGUAGGAUAAAUAAAAGUUAAAAAAAAAAACAACUUAAAUAAGUAAAAGUUUUUGGAUGUGUGGGACACAAAGAAAAUUUAAAAGGGAAGUCUUGAAGGACCGAACUAUCCAGACUGGAAAAUAAGAAGAGAGUACAUAAUAAUAAAAAAAGAGAGUACAUAAUAGAUGUGUGUUACAAUGUGUAAUACAAUUUUGCAUCUCUCAGGCCUGUGUUACAAUUGUGAGCCCCUUUGGGUAUGAAUUACAAAAGCGGGUCUCACCCAGCCUGAUAACCAGAGGCCUGGGAGGUGAGCCUAGGACACACCAGAAUGCCUUAAAAUCAACAGAACAUUCAUACUUCUGGGAACACUUACCUUAGCUUUCCUGACCUAACCACCGAGGGCAACAGGGCAGUUGGGAAAUGCUCAGGCUUACCUCACAGUUGUUUACAAGACCGGCCCUCCAAAAUGCCUUAUCAAAUUGUAAAUUGUUAGCAUGUAUGUUUAUGCAAAUAUGGCUAAAGAUCUUGAGAAGAUAAGAUAAGAAGAUAAGUCCACAUAAACACAGAAAAGUUUGAUCUCAUAGCGCCUGUACGGCCUGACUCAUUCAAGAAGAUGAAUACAAAAACCUAAAUAUUCUUCUACUAAGAUUCUAAUAAUAUUAUAUACUAUCAUUGUACAUUGUCUAUUUUACUGUAAGGGACUAAAAAGAUUUGUGUUUUGAUUAUCUAUGAGCGUCUCGUCCUCUCUGUCCACAGCUGACAGAGUGUAUGCAACAUGUCAGUUGUUUUAUUUUGUGUCUUCUGUACAUUGUGGUAACAUUUGUGGAAUCAUCUGUUUUUUCCAGAACAUGGGAAUAUCAAUUGAAAUCCUCUUCGUGAUCUACAGUUUUGCAGGUGCAAUCAUUUUUGUUGUUAUGUCAAUUAUGGCAGGAGCGGCUCUACGUUCAACCAAAAGUCAGGUAAAGAUAUGAAAAAGAGCUUUGCAUAUACCACAGACUUCGAGACUUUCUCACGGUAUCGGCUCAGCAUGAACAAAGAUGAGAUAUUACUGUUCUUUCUCUUCUCUCUAGGCAGUGGUAGUGAUGACUGCUACGCCAGCUGAAACACAAGAUGAACAACAAGCAGAAGAGGAAGAGUUGAACUGUGAGAAAAUGGGUGAAUAGUGGUAUUAUCAAGAUUUCACAGAAGCAAUGUGCUGACUCAGUAGAACAGAGCCGGGUGAAUGAUUGCCAAAUGUCACCUCUUUUCACUAUUCCUCAUUUUUUAAGCAUUUCCACUACCAGCAUCACUUUGUGGGUGAUUUCACUCUACUAACUGUGUGCUAAUUGUGUGGACAUUGUGUUUACACUGCUGUAUCAAGGUACAAAGGUCUGGGUGAAACUAAUACCUUCUGAGGUAUUGAAAAUAAAAACUACAGUUCUCAUAAACAGUCCAUGAAGAUGGGCAGGCUUAAACUGCGAUGAGCAUUUCACUUGUUGAUUAAGAACCUCGUAGAAUCAAAUAUCAAAGAUUGAAUCCUAAUAAAUAGUCUUGGCGACUCCUACCACUGAGAGUUUGGAUUAGAGAGGCGGUAAUUUUUCUACCAGCAUAAUUCUAUCUACUUCUUUUUUGUUUCUUGAAGACUCUGCAAAUCUCCUUGGAAAAGAUUAUUUACAGGCCUCUGAGUCACUGUUUACGCAGAAGACUCAAAAAAUCUGUGCAGCCAUCUGAUCAGGUUGUAACACUUUUCUUUUGGGAAAGUAUCAUAGAACUUUAGUAUUUAGGAUUCAAUUAAGACCAACGCACUGACAAAAGUGCAGAGUUAAUGUUUGUUUAAACCCAUUAGUUAUUAACCAAUAAUGACCUACUAACAUGUAUAACGCCAAAGGGGUUACAAAUUCAUGCUUGUUUAGGGUAUUUAUUAACUAUUUCAAUGUGGAGCUGCCAAAAGAAAGCACGGUAACUUUUGAUAUAAAACAUUUUAUGGGGGAAGUUGUUUCUGUUGAGAAAACAUCUGUUACAUGUUACAUCUGUAAUGUAGUGUCAAUAAUUCAGCCAUAAACAAGUUCACUCUGCUCAAA
Xyrichtys novacula (pearly razorfish) is the source of this 4924-nucleotide messenger RNA. Lineage: Eukaryota; Metazoa; Chordata; Actinopteri; Labriformes; Labridae. The record is from the annotation of a GenBank genome assembly.